AUGAAAUAUCCUGAUGAUGAUGAUGAUAAUCAUGUUAUUUAUAGAUGCGAUAAUACUUUUGCACAGGAGGUUUUUGAACUUGAUGGAAAAGAUGAAUUGGAAGUUGCCAUUAGUAAUCAUCUUAAGAAAGAGAUUGAGGGUAACGCUUCCUAUAUGGCAUUACCAAUUUCUAAACGAGAGGUUUUACCUUCUGUUUUGCAGGCUCCUGUUCCAGAUUUGAAGCCUCUCCCAGUUACUUCAGAUUGCGAUUACUCCGGAGAUCAAGAGAAGACGAGUUUACAUGCCCAUUCUGAAACUUUGCAUAUCGUCGCAUGCCCUUUGGUCUUUGCAACGCUCCAGCCACUUCCAAAGGUGUAUGGUUUUUAUCGAAGAUUCAUCAAGGACUUCUCCAAAAUAGCAUUACCCCUAUGUAAGUUGCUGCAAAAGGAUGGUUUUGAGCUCAAUGAGGCAUGUAAAGAGGCGUUUGAUAAGCUGAAGGAACUGCUGACUUCCACCCCAAUUAUCAAGCCCCUGACUGGACAUUCUUUCGAGAUAAUGUGCGACGCAAGUGAUUAUGCAGUAGGCGCUGUUUUGGGUCAAAGAAUUGGAAAAGCAUCUCAUGCCAUUAUUAUGCUUCCAGGAUUUUGA
Molecule: messenger RNA, 627 nt
Organism: Pistacia vera
Lineage: Eukaryota; Viridiplantae; Streptophyta; Magnoliopsida; Sapindales; Anacardiaceae
Exons: 4
Coding region: 1-627 (208 amino acids)
Source: RefSeq, a predicted model, not a curated record